Oncorhynchus kisutch (coho salmon) is the source of this 3708-nucleotide messenger RNA. Its product is annotated as E3 ubiquitin-protein ligase KCMF1. Gene Ontology annotation, molecular function: zinc ion binding. The transcript is spliced from 8 exons. NCBI's taxonomy places the organism in Eukaryota, Metazoa, Chordata, Actinopteri, Salmoniformes, Salmonidae. Gene Ontology annotation, cellular component: plasma membrane. Gene Ontology annotation, biological process: synaptic signaling. The coding region runs from base 856 to 2064 and encodes 402 amino acids. The record is from RefSeq and is a predicted model, not a curated record.
GGACGAGAGACCGCAGCGAAACGAUUGCUGGCUAACUAACGUUACAUGAAGGUCUUCGUGUAUUUUGUAAUGAACGCUGUAUUAGAAUGGCUGCCGCUAUACAUUUAUCCACUUUAUCUAGUUCCUGUGCUUUAUUUUGUAUAUUGUUAUAGCUAAAACACUUAAACGUAUAUUGGUAACUUACUCACGUUAGUUGGGGCGCAAUGGCACUGCCCAAGAAAACAGUUUCUAUUUUCCAGACUUAAUUAAACUAAUUCGUACGGUAGUUAACCUAGUUGGAUAGCAUCUAGGUUGCUAAACUAGAUAACUAAACUCUCCAGUUACCUAGUUAUCUUUUUAUUUUAUUUUUAUAACCUGUAGUGAGUUAACUAGCGAGCUAGUUUUACUAGGUUUACGGCAACAAAAGGAGGGGGAAACAACAACAUUUUAUACAUGGAAAUGUAUUCAUUAUCGUGUCUUGUCAAAACAUCACCUUUGGAAAAAGUGUCCUGGCUAGUUUUUAUUCUUGUUUUCUUUGCACUGUCAUCAAAGUAGCCUUUUGGACGAGGCCUUGCAACCGAGGCCUUCAUCAGUAGCUAGUUAGCGCUUUAGACAUUUAGCAUGGGGUUGUUGUUUUACAUUUUAAAAAAUCUAACAAAACAUACAUUUUUCUUUUUUUAAAGGAGUUAGCUAGUGAGAACCCGGUUCUGAACCGGCUAGUUAUACAAACUAUAGGUAGUUAACUAUGUUGACCAAGCUGUGUUGAGUCGCUGUGCAGAGUUAGCUUUAGCUUAGCAUUUUAUAUAGCACGACUGUUGUAGUCAAAAUCAGCUGCAUGUCCUCAAACGUCGGUGGUCCGCAUAGAUGGCUAUCUAGAUGGGUGUGAGCUGCGAUGCGUGUUUGAAGGGUAACUUCCGGGGGCGGCGGUACAAGUGUUUAAUUUGCUACGACUACGACCUGUGUGCGUCGUGCUACGAGGGCGGAGCCACGACCACCAGACACACGGCAGAGCACGCCAUGCAGUGCAUACUAACCAGGGUCGACUUCGACCUAUAUUAUGGAGGAGAGGCCUUGUCAGUGGAGCAGCCACAGGCCUUUACCUGUCCCUACUGUGGCAGGAUGGGCUACACGGAGACCUCCCUUCAGGAGCACGUUGCUGCAGAUCACACAGAGACCUCCUCAGAGGUGAUCUGUCCCAUAUGUGCUUUGCUACCCGGCGGGGACCCUAAUCACGUGACCGACGACUUCGCUGCUCAUCUCACACUUGAACACAGAGCCCCCAGAGACUUGGAUGAGUCGAGCGGGGUGAGGCACGUGCGUAGGAUGUUCCACCCUGGUCGGGGUCUAGGGGGGCCGAGGGCCCGUCGAUCCAACAUGCACUUCACCUCCUCAACCUCCGGGGGGAGCUCUACCACACAGACCUCUACACAGAGCUCCAACUACAACAGGGAAGCCAUGGAUCCUAUAGCUGAGCUUCUCUCCCAGUUGUCGGGGGUGCGUAGGUCGGCGGGCGGCCAGCUGAGUUCCGGUCCUUCAGCAUCCCAGCUACAGCAGCUCCAGAUGCAGCUCCAGUUGGAGCGGCAACAAACCCAGGCUGCCAGACAGCAGUUGGAGACGGCCCGGAGUGCCACGCAACGCAGCAGUCGUACCUCCACCAACGCAGGGCUGAAUGCCAAUCCAAGCCCAGGGCAUCACAACGCCAACCCCAGUUCCAACUCUACCAGCCCCAACCCAGGGCAUCACGAGUUCACCACACACACACAGCACAGCAACUCCCAGUUCCUCCUCAACAGACUGAGUGAGCCGAGGUUGUCGGAGGCGGAGCGUCAGCUGAGUGAGGGCCAGUGGGCGGACCGCUCUCUCUUCGUCACGGAGCUCCUCCUCUCCACCCUGCUGGCCGAUCCCGACCACAGCGAAGAUGACGAUCUCCAUGACUACCACGACGCCGUGAUCCGAGGUUCUGACGCGUUCAGUGAUUUCGGCACCUUCGGAGACAUGGGCUGCGUGGAGGUCAUGACCUUGGACGUGGCGUUGGAGAACCUCAACCUCCGAGAACAAAAAGAGCAGCGACCCCCACCUUUUUGAUGACGUCACUACAACGUUUAAACCACCAACUGCCAUUACCGACCGUCGCUUGGCAACCGAAAGAAAUAAGAUUGCAGUUCUUUUCUUGGAUUCGGUUAUUAUUCAUUUUGUUUUAUUUGGCUGGGUGAUGUCAACUCACUUGUCACCCCUCCCUCCCUCGACCCCACCCCACGUUGUGUACAUGAAAGUCGGAAGCAAGACGAGAGAAUGUGAACGUGAGAGCGAGAGAAUGAACUAUAUAUAUAAAUAUAUAUAUAUAUAUAUAUAAAUACAUCUAUGAAAAGAAAGCCGAUAAUCAAUUCCGCAUGAAGCUGUGUGUUUGACCUUAACAGGUCAAGGUAGGAUAGGUAGGUAGCCAUUUUGAUAAUUUAUUAUCAUAAACGAGUGCACAGACACACACUGAGAGGCGGCGGCAGGCGGACAGGCUCUUCCCAGCAGGCUAAGCUGUUCUUUUGUUUAUGGUUAGGAAUAAUAAAACCGGGCUUGGCUGAUUUUACCACAACAAACGUUGGUAUGUUGAGAUUCUUCACCCUUAACCGUCAAGAGACGUCUUCCAUUAAGCACCCUAUUAGAAUGGGGUUUUGGGUAUCACAGAGAUGAAACUAAUCUCUUUUGGUCCUAUGAUAAGCGUUUGUGUCUGUGGUUACUUUCCUAUCCUGUCAUCUAUACAGGUGUUCCAAUUCUACACAAAUUAUUAUUUUCCUUAAGACUGUUUUGAUUGAAUAGUUUUAAUCCAUUAUUUAGCUCCUCCCUAUACCCAGGAUGACAUCACUUUAUGGGGCCAUGUUGCCUUGCUUUGUGCCAACUGAACUGUGUCCCCUUUUGAAUUUCACAUCGAGAGAAGCUGCGUACAGUUUGCAUAUGCACUACAUAAAGAGAUCAUAGACAUGGGAAGGCCAAUGGACAAUCACAUGAAAACUAACCUGAUUCUAUUCUCUCUCCUGACAGUUUCCUUUGUUGUUCUGUUCUUUUGCUGGGCUGAUAGGCCUUUUCUCAUUUGGAUUUGGCUCAACUCUUGCGUCCUCCCUCUUCCAUCAUCCUCUGGCCUCCUUUUGAAAAAGGUCAAAGGUUAUCGAGGAGAGGGGAAAGUGGGGGAUGAAAAUGCGCCUGUAUAAAAUGACUCCUCCAAUCACGCGUCAUCAGGCAAACUACGUUUACAGGGUGGAAUCCCAAAAUAAAAUGUAUAAACUGAUAACUAAGAAAGCUAGUUGUGCAAAACAUUUUAUAGAUAAAAAAAAAAGGAUAAGUAGAAUAUAGUUUUAAAUGUUUGCAUGCUUUUCUUCUUCGAUGAAAACAGUAGCUGAUUCGAAGGGGGGGGGGGGGGGGGCGGGGUGGCUGAUUUCAAAACUCUUCCACGAAGGACUCAGGGUAGGAUACACUUUUGCGUCCUUGCCAAAAAGGAGCCUAUUGAGGGGAGGACCGUCUUCCUGUUAACGAAUUGACACUCUUCCACCACUUAUCGGUUUCCCGGGUGACUGAGGAGAGAGAAUGAAGGACAUCCUUUUGCCUCCACUGCUACCUUAACAAAUGCAAUGUACUGUCUGAUGAUGACAUGGUUUGGGUGUUUGGGAAAAGGUCAAAAGACAGGGUCAACUGUUUAACCUGGAGGAGAACAAUAAAAUUGUUUUGGAUGUAAAAAAUUAA